AAAGUUGAUUUGCAGUUAAAGUAAAAGGUCUAGAAAAAUCGGUUGGAGCAAAACGGUCGGGCAGGAAUCAGCACUGGUGCCUGCCCCUCUCUUCAUCCCAUUUUCUUUGGAGCUGAAACUGCAACCUUAAAUUCUUCAAAUUUCCCGGAAAUAUUUCAACCCAUUUAUAUAUCCUUAUCCAUUUCAUUUAAGUUCUUCAACUUACAUUUUCUGGUCAAAGUUUGAGACUUGGAAUAAUUCUAUUUGCAAAAAUAGCAGCAAAAGAUCAUUUCUUUAGUGUUGUGUAAUUCAUCAGGUUAACUUUUCUUCUUGAUAAGUUAAAUUAAAUGGAUAUUGAUGAAAUAUUUGGGGAGUCUCGGCGGCCCGUGAGUCUACCAAACAAGAGUGCAAUUUACGUUUGGGGUUACAACCAUUCUGGGCAAACGGGUCGGAGGGACAAAGAGAGGAGCUUGAGGAUACCAAAGCAGCUUCCGCCGGAGCUAUUUGGAUGCCCAGCUGGUGGGAAUUCUCGUUGGUUGGAUAUUGCUUGUGGUCGUGAACACACUGCUGCUGUCGCCUCUGAUGGAUCGCUCUUUACCUGGGGGGCUAACGAAUUUGGUCAGCUGGGUGAUGGAACUGAAAGUGCUAGGAAGCACCCCAAGAAAGUGAAGCUAUUACAAUCUGAAUUUGUUAUUAGCAUUUCAUGUGGAGCACAUUGCACUGCUGCUAUUGCAGAACCACGUGAAAAUGAUGGUACUAUGUCAACUCGGAGACUUUGGGUGUGGGGACAGAACCAGGGAUCCAACUAUCCACGACUCUUUUGGGGUGCCUUUGCUCCUUCUACGGUUAUCCGCCAAGUUUCUUGUGGUGCUGUUCAUGUUGUGGCUUUAUCAGAAGAAGGCUUGCUGCAAGCUUGGGGCUAUAAUGAAUAUGGUCAGCUUGGGAGAGGUGUUACAUCUGAAGGCCUUCAAGGCCCUCGUGUAAUUAAUGGAUAUGCUAAAUUUCUCGAGGAAGCCCCUGAACUUGUGAAGAUUACCCAAGUGUCAUGCGGGGAGUACCAUACUGCGGCUAUAUCAGAGAAAGGCGAGGUCUAUACGUGGGGAUUGGGAAGCAUGGGACAACUUGGGCAUUGUUCCCUUCAGUCAGGUGACAAGGAACUUUUACCUAGGCGUGUAGUUGCCCUUGAUGGCAUAGUUAUAAAAGAAGUUUCAUGUGGUGGUGUUCACAGCUGUGCUGUAACUGCGAAAGGGGCUCUUUAUGCUUGGGGUGGAGGUCAGGCUGGGCAAUUGGGAGUUGGGCCCCUAAAUGGAUUCUUUUCGUGCAAACUCAAUGAAUCUGAGAUGAUGCUCCGAAAUAUACCAGUUUUGGUCGUUCCAGAUGGUGUGCAACUUGUUGCUUGUGGGCAUUCACACACGCUUAUUUCUGCUAAAGAUGGACGAAUACAUGGAUGGGGUUACAAUUGCUACGGUCAAGCGGCUAAUGAGAAGUCAACAUAUGCCUGGUAUCCGUCACCAGUUGAUUGCUGUGUUGGGGAAGUCCGGAAAUUGGCUGCUGGUGGUGGACAUUCUGCAGUGUUGACAGAUGCAUGUUCGCUGAAGGAGCUGUGCGAGUUUCAGCUUGCAGAAACUGUGAAUCUAUCCAACGCUUUGGAGGUUGAGGAUAUUGCCUCGAGAACAGGAGCUGAUGCUUUAGCACGACUUUGUGAAAGACUGAGGGAGCAUUACUACAAUGAUGACGAGUUUGGCGUGUGAAGUCAUUGACGGUGUCAAAGUAAUAUCACGAACUCCCCAAUUGGGGUUGAGUCUUGAAUUCAUGUAAUUCAAUAGUGAGAACCCAUUAUUUCUUCAUCACAUGUAUUCUCUCUUCGUAGUAUGGUGCUUCAUUAUUAAGUUGGCAGGUUCUAAUUGGAAAUAAAAUGUACAGUAUAUGGUAAUAAACGUGUACAUUUGACCAAACUCUAAAUAAGUUAAGAAGUUCGAGAAAGUUCCAUCUUCA
Messenger RNA from Nicotiana attenuata, 1974 nucleotides. Its product is annotated as ultraviolet-B receptor UVR8. The transcript is spliced from 8 exons. Lineage: Eukaryota; Viridiplantae; Streptophyta; Magnoliopsida; Solanales; Solanaceae. The coding region runs from base 327 to 1730 and encodes 467 amino acids. The record is from RefSeq and is a predicted model, not a curated record.